AUGCGGCUGUCACGAGCUUGCCAGUUGAGUCGAGUCGGAUCGUUGGCGCUACUGGAGUUGAUGUGGGCCAGAAGCUAUCGAGGCAACAGUAAUAUGGCGAGACGUCAACAGUUCGAUCAUCGCGACGAGUUUAAUCAAGCGAUGCGUAGUGCAGCUCAUCAGGCCGACCUUCACAUGGUCCAAUGGCUGUUAGGCCACUUUCCUGACAUUCCUAUCUCCGAAAUGGUUGUUAGGGCAGCAGCUGCUAGCGGCCGCUCGGGGAUGUUACAACUUCUGGAAGGUACCAAAACGCGUGCAGCUAUUCCAUGGACAAAACAAGCCAACACCGAGUUGGUGCUAGCUGCCUUCGAGCAAAACAAUGUAGAGGAGCUCAAGUGGGCUCUUGGAAAUGGCUAUGGGGUAUGGAGGUCUUCUUACUGCAGUUUCUAUGGUGGGGAUUGGCGAUACAAGACCGAAAUGCUGCGUUAUAUGUUGGACGGUGGUCAUGCUGAAGAAAGAAUUGCUCGCGACGCGCUUGUUGAAGCGUCUGAAAAGGGUGAUUUAUCUUUCAUGCAAUGGCUGGUGUCAUACAUGGAGGCAAUCCACGUUGACGUGGGCGUGGACAACAUUUCACUAUCCAUGGAAAAUGCAUGUGAUAGGGGCCAUCUUGAUAUUGUGCAAUGGCUACUUGCCUAUCAGGAUAAUUUCCCAAGUGAUGAUGAUGUAGUGGUUUGCAUGGAGAUGGCUAUGAUUAAUGCAGCAAGGGGUGGGGCGCUAGAAGUGGUGCGAUGGCUCUACGAAACGUAUGCUACUGAUUCAAGCAUUGAUCUAUUGGCUGGUGUAAGCCAGAUCCUGAUGCCAGUGUACGUGUUGGAUCAGCGAUGGAUGUUGCAGCAAGUUACGGUCGUCUUCACGUGCUCCAAUAUCUUUAUGAAGCCGAUGCUGCGUCGAGAUGAAUCGCGCCAGCUGACCAAACACUCCAGCAGUAUCAUCAAGAGUUAA
Molecule: messenger RNA, 981 nt
Organism: Phytophthora nicotianae INRA-310
Lineage: Eukaryota; Oomycota; Peronosporomycetes; Peronosporales; Peronosporaceae
Exons: 2
Coding region: 1-981 (326 amino acids)
Source: RefSeq, a predicted model, not a curated record